UGUAUUCUUUUUCUUCGGGUUUGGGUGUGGAAAUGGAAAUUUGUUAGAAUUUAAGGGAGGAAUUGGUGAAGCGCGAGGGUUGCUUCUCUCUGUCCGUGAAGUUUUUCAUAUCUUCGUAGGCAGACAAAGACAAGAAACACGCAUUAACAUACAUACGCAUUCCUCCCUCAUACUCCUCUCUCUUUUUUCCUGAUAGCAAUCGCAAUCGGAAAACAGCAGAGAAACUUUUGCUCUCCUCCUCAGCCGCACGAGGCUUAAACAAUACCAAAACAAAAGCAAGCACACCAAAGAAUCCAAGCGCUCAGACGCACCGCAGCGGAUUCGACCGGGCGACCGUGUUCAAUUGGAUUGGCUCGGCUGUGGGGAUAAGGGUUUGGGCAUAAAUAUUGUUUGACAUAGAAAUAAUUCAGCCAGCAUUUCUGAACAAGGCUGAUUCCCAUGUGAAUGAAAUAUGGCAUUUUAUGGUACUGCUGCUGAUCUGACAAAUGAAAAGGUUGAAGAGAGGGCGCAGCUUUCUUUGCAUAAUAUUGGGAGGGUAGAUGGUGGUUCAAGUGACAGGGAUAAAGAUUUUGUUGCACAUAUUCUGAGUGAAGAUGAAACAGUUGGAGUGGGUGGUCAUGAUGCCUUAGGCAGUAGGGGACAGGAGCAGGGGCGUCCGCAAUCUUCGAGGAGAAUGGUGGGCAAAUGGGGCUCUGGGUUUUGGAAGGAUCGCCAAAUGGUGGAUAUUGAGGAUGGUUCUACUUCUGACUGUGAGAAGGAUUCGAAAAAGUCAGACUCAGAUUUCCAAGUUGAAGAAGGAGGAGGAUCAGAAGCAUCUGAUGUUGGAGAAGCAGGGGGAGAUUAUUACGAGCACAAGGAAGGUGAACAGGAUAGGAAGGACCAAACAGAGGUAUCUGCUGAGGAGAUGCUGUCUGAUGAUUAUUAUGAGCAAGGUGGGGAAGAAAGAAGUCAAUCAAUAUCAGGCAACAGGAUUGGAUUCUUAAAUUCUAGGUUGCCAUCAAGAGCUAUUAAUGGAAACAAGAGUCUUGCAAAGAGAGUAAAGACUGUGAAAUCAGAUGAUGAUUACGAAUACCAUGAAGAGGAGGAGGAUGAAGAAGAUGAAGAUGAUCCAGACGAUGUGGAUUUUAUUCCUAUUUCUACUGGCAGCUGCCGAGGUCGGCGUCAAAUAAGGAAGGUUGAGCUCUCUGAAAGUGAAGAAUAUGUGGAAGAAGAAGAAGAGGAUCAAGAUGCAGGAUUUUCAGAUAGUGAUGAAGAUUAUACAGGGUGUAGUUAUCGAGGUAGCCGCAGAGUUACAAGAGCGGCUCAAUCUGGGAGAGGCACACAUUUUUUUAGUGGAUCUACACGUCCCAAAAGGGGGAGAAAAGCAUCAGAAGAGGAUGAAUCUUCUGCACAAGACACAGAUAAAGAUAGUGAUGAAGAUUUCCAUCGCCCAUCAGUGAAAGUUGCAACACUUAAUAAAAAAAGUGGGAUUCGGCAAACAUCAUCUGGGAGUAAGGUUAUACGCUCGAACGAAUUACGCACAUCAACUAGAUCAGUUCGUAAAAUAUCAUAUGCUGAAAGUGAAGAAAGUGCAGAUGAGGAAGAAGAGAGAGCAAAGAAGCGGGUCAAGAUUUCUGUGGAAGAUGUGGAAGAAGAUGAUGCCGAUGCAAUUGAGAGAGUGUUGUGGCAUCAGCCUAAAGGAAUGAUACAAGCUGCAGUUGAGGAAGAAGGGCAACCUGAUCCUGUUGUAUUUACCACCUCAAGAGAUGAGGACCUAGAUUGGAAUGAAACAGUAUUUUUGAUUAAAUGGAAAGGACAGUCGUAUUUGCAUUGUCAGUGGCAAACUUUGGCUGAUCUUCAACAUCUAAGUGGAUUCAAAAAAGUCUUAAAUUAUAUGAAGAAGGUGGAGGAAGAGUUUAACCUGAGGCAGGCACUCUCACGUGAAGAGGCAGAGGUUCAUGAUGUUGGCAAGGAAAUGGAGUUGGACCUUCUUAAGCAAUACAGACAGGUUGAGAGAGUAUUUGCAGACAGAACAGUCAAAACUGAGUCAGAUGAAGAGGUCCAGAAUUACUUGGUUAAGUGGAAGGGUCUCUCAUAUGCAGAAGCCACGUGGGAGAAGGAUACAGACAUUACUUUCGCUCAAGAUGCAAUUGAUGAAUAUAAGGCCCGUGAAGCUGCAAUGACUUUUCAAGGAAAAAUGGUGGAUGCCCAGAGAAAGAAAAGCAAAGGAAGUUUGCGUAAACUGGAUGAACAACCUGAAUGGUUGAAAGGAGGGAAGCUUCGUGACUAUCAAUUAGAAGGUUUAAACUUUCUUGUUAACAGUUGGAGAAAUGAUACAAAUGUUAUUCUUGCUGAUGAGAUGGGCCUUGGAAAAACUGUGCAAUCGGUUUCUGUUCUUGGGUUUUUACAGAAUGCUCAGCAGAUAGAAGGACCUUUUCUUGUAGUUGUUCCCUUGUCAACACUAACAAAUUGGGCAAAAGAGUUCCGGAAGUGGCUUCCAGACAUGAAUGUUGUUGUCUAUGUUGGCAACCGUGCAAGCAGAGAGGUUUGUCAGCAGUAUGAAUUUUAUUCCAAUAAGAAGUCUGGACGAAGCAUUAAGUUCAAUGCAUUGUUGACCACAUAUGAAGUUGUGCUUAAAGACAAGCACAUUCUUUCAAAGAUAAAGUGGAACUAUCUCAUGGUUGAUGAAGCACACAGGUUGAAGAAUAGUGAAGCCUCACUCUAUACAUCUCUGUGUGAAUUUAGCACAAAAAAUAAGCUGCUUAUUACUGGAACACCUCUGCAGAAUAGUGUUGAAGAGUUGUGGGCUCUACUCCAUUUCCUAGAUCAAGACAAAUUCAGUAAUAAGGAUGAAUUUGUGGAGAAAUACAAGGACUUGAGUUCGGUGACUGAGAAUGAGCUUGCUAAUUUACACAGAGAACUGCGGCCUCAUAUUCUACGAAGAGUCAUCAAAGAUGUUGAGAAAUCUUUACCCCCUAAAAUAGAAAGAAUUUUACGAGUUGAGAUGUCUCCUCUGCAGAAACAGUAUUAUAAAUGGAUUUUGGAGCGAAACUUUCAUGAUUUAAAUAAAGGAGUACGUGGGAACCAGGUAUCACUAUUGAAUGUUGUUGUCGAGUUGAAGAAAUGUUGUAAUCAUCCAUUUCUCUUCGAGAGUGCUGAUUAUGGGUAUGGUGGAGAUGGUAACUUGAAUGACAGCAGCAAAGUUCAGCGCCUUGUCUUAAGCAGUGGCAAACUAGUUAUUUUGGACAAAUUGCUUGUUAGGUUGCGUGAGACAAAACAUCGUGUCUUGAUAUUCUCACAGAUGGUCAGGAUGUUGGAUUUACUAGCCGAUUAUUUGUCUUUGAGGGGCUUCCAAUUUCAGAGAUUGGAUGGCAGCACGAGGGCAGACUUGCGCCAUCAGGCAAUGGAGCAUUUUAAUGCACCUGGAAGUGAAGAUUUUUGUUUCCUCCUUUCAACCCGUGCAGGUGGUCUGGGAAUCAAUCUGGCUACUGCAGAUACAGUUAUUAUCUUUGAUUCCGACUGGAAUCCUCAAAAUGAUUUACAGGCAAUGAGUAGGGCCCAUCGAAUUGGGCAGCAGGAGGUGGUGAAUGUUUAUCGUUUUGUUACCAGUAAGAGUGUUGAGGAAGACAUUCUAGAAAGGGCUAAGCAGAAGAUGGUUCUUGACCAUUUAGUUAUUCAGAAGCUCAAUGCAGAGGGUAGACUAGAGAAGAAAGAUCAAAAAAAGGGAACUUCAAUGUUUGAUAAGAAUGAGCUAUCUGCAAUUCUGAGGUUUGGUGCUGAGGAGCUCUUCAAGGAGGAUAAAAAUGAAGAGGAAGCAAAGAGGAAGCUUGAGAACAUGGAUAUUGAUGAAAUUCUUGCAAGAGCUGAAAAGGUUGAGUCAAAGGGUACUGGUGAGCAGGACGGAACUGAACUUUUAAGUGCCUUUAAGGUUGCAAGUUUCAGCAAUCCAGAAGAUGAUGGGACAUUUUGGAGUCGAUUGAUUCAUCCCGAAGCAAUAUCACAAGCUGAACAGGAAUUUUUGGCACCCCGUGCUGCAAGAAACACUAAAAGUUAUGCGGAAGUUUCCCAACCUGACAAAAAUGGGAAGAGAAGGAAGAGGGGGGGUGAAGUACAAGAAAGGGUUUCAAAGCGCUCUGGAAAAGUUUCAGAAGCACCUAUUCAAUUAUUGCCACGGAUUGAAGGGGCUGCUGGCUAUGUUUGUGAAUGGGCAGGUGGUGGUCUUUCAAAGAAGGAUGCAAGUAAUUUUGUAAAAGCGGUGAAGAAAUUUGGUGAUUCAAGUCGUAUUGUUUUGAUAGCAGCAGAAGUUGGGGGAUCGAUUGAAUCUGCUGCAUCUCGUGCCCAGGUGGAACUUUUUAAUGCUUUGGUUGAUGGAUGCAAAGAGGUUAUCAAAAAGGGAAAUGGUGAAGGCAAGGGGGCUAUCUUGGACUUUUUUGGUGUGGCUGUUAAGGCAUAUGAAUUAGCAGAACGUGUAAGAGAACUUCAACUUUUGUCAAAACGGAUCAAACGAUUUCAGGACCCUGUCACACAGUUUAGGUUGAAAACACACCCCAGGAAUCCUCCAUGGUCAAAAUCUUGCAGCUGGAACCAAGUGGAUGAUGCAAGGCUGCUUCUAGGUGUCCACUAUCAUGGAUAUGGAAAUUGGGAGAAGAUUAGGACUGACCACAGGUUGGGUCUGACUGGAAAGAUAGCUCCAGCUGGUCUUUCAGCUUCAGAAACUUUUCUUCCACGUGCUCCACACUUGGAUGCUCGGGCCUCUGCUCUUUUACGAAAGGAAUUUGAAUCUGAGAAGGAAACAAAUACAAAGAUCCUCUCAACUGAAAAGCCUAGUGCUAAGGGUGAGAAAUAUCUCUCAAAAACCUCAUUUGGAGAUUUCAAAGAAGGGCAUGGAAAGUCUUAUCAUUCAAAGCAGAGAAUUAAGCCAAAUAGGGAACAUUUUCAGAAACAUCUUAAGAUUGAGCGAGUGAAGGAGGAAGGUGAAAUAUCUGAAUCAGAAGAGCCUCAGUAUCAAAGAUACAGGGAGAAGAUUGACCAGGAGACGAAGGAGGAAAGAUGGAGAGAAUGGUGUGCGGAUGUCAUGUAUGAUCAGUUACGCACUCUAAAACGGCUGCAGAAAUUGCAGGCAACUAGUGUAGACCUUCCUAAAGAGGAGGUACUUUACAAAGUUAAGAACUAUUUGCAGCUACUUGGCCGGAAAAUUGAUGUUAUUUUGAAAGAACAUUCAAACUCGCGUAAUUAUUCAAGAAUGGUUACUCGGCUUUGGAACUAUGUUGCUACUUUCUCCAAUUUAUCUGGAGAACGCCUUUCUGAAAUAUAUAAGAAACUUACUCAAGAAGCACAUCAAGAUACGGGUGUCUCGAUUGACAACAGCAGCUUUGCACCUGGCCCUAGUAGCAGAGAUGUUGAUUCUAGUCAAUCGGCUUUGUUCCCUGCUGACCAUCAGAAUGCACGGAGGUAUCCAACUCUAGAACAUCUUGCGGGUACAUUUCAUAGGGACCAGGAGACUGGAAAGUCAGAAGCCUGGAAGCGACGCAGGAGAAUUGGUAUUUUUGAGGAAUGUGGUGGGCUGGAGAGUACAGAAAGGCCACCAGUGAGCACAUAUACACCAUAUGGAGCCUCAGCAAAUGGGAACAGAUCACACGAUUCAAGUUCAGCAGGUAUCUUAGGUUGUGCUCCUGGAGAACAAAGGAAGAUUGGAGAAAGAUGGAAUAGACAACAUUCAAAUUAUCCUUUAUCUGGACAGGAAUUUAGUAUACCCAGGCAAGGCAGGCAAACUGAACAUUCUUCCAUCCAAAAUAGUCAUUCUCCCUCUUUCAUUCGUUAAAUUGUUAACUGUAUGCUAGAUCUAUCUCAGUCUCACAAUACCUUAAAUCAAAAUCUAUUCUAUCUUGCUAUUGUAUGCUAUAUAGAGCACCAUUGUGGUAGAUAAGAGAACUGGCUACAAGGUAGUCGGAACCAAUUCCUUGUGAAUGGGUGAAGCUGGGCAAAGCAGGUGGUCCAUUGUUGGUCAAACCUCCUGCAUGACAAAAUGACUGUAAAUAUGAGUUGAUGGGGUUUAUCUCCAGAAAAAAAAAUGUCUUGCUACUAUGCCCUCAUUUUUUGUUCUAUGCAGGUAAUAAUGGUAUAUCCUUCAUUGGAUUCUCAAAUUGGAGAAAUUGUAAAUCAAUUUUGAAGGUCACCAUCAUAUGAAAGUCUAUUUGAAGAAUUGUGAAAUUUAUCUGGA
This is a messenger RNA of Cryptomeria japonica (Japanese cedar), 6199 nucleotides long. RefSeq names its product protein CHROMATIN REMODELING 5. Gene Ontology annotation, biological process: nucleosome organization; regulation of transcription by RNA polymerase II. Gene Ontology annotation, cellular component: nucleus; chromatin. The transcript is spliced from 31 exons. Gene Ontology annotation, molecular function: chromatin binding; histone binding; ATP-dependent chromatin remodeler activity. The coding region runs from base 452 to 5800 and encodes 1782 amino acids. The record is from RefSeq and is a predicted model, not a curated record. Lineage: Eukaryota; Viridiplantae; Streptophyta; Pinopsida; Cupressales; Cupressaceae.